AAAUCAAAACAAGUGAUUCAGCGAAGAGACUCUUUUCAACGAAUUUAUCAUCAAGCUGUACAGUCUAUUCAAUUUGUAUACUCUUCCUUAUUAAGUCAAUUGUUAUUAUUACUAUUCUCACUUUGAACUGUCCCCGGUAUUAUUUCACUUGUUCCACUUGUCAUUCUAAAUCAAUUGUUUUUACAACGAUAAACUCUAUGCUAUUAAAUUUCCCACAAUAUUACGUAACGUUUUUGUUUUAUUCGAUUUGCCUACUAAUCCUAUAAUUGCACAUCCUUUUUCAAGUUCUAUCCCUCCUAUGAAUUAUUCUAUAUAUGACAUUAAUCUGCUUUGCCACUUGACAUUUAACUACGAUUAUAAUCACAAACAUUUUAGUUUUAAUCGAACUUCAUAUGAUUAUUAUUAUUAUUAUUUUGUGCAUUCACACCUAAGAUUCAAUUCCCUCACCGGAUAUAACUUCUGAUAAACCAUAUAUAUACGACUGUACAGCUUGAUGAUAAAUUCGUUGAAAAGAGUCUCUUCGCUGAAUCACUUGUUUUGAUUUUCUAAAUGUUACAAUGGGAAUUUUCCAUGAAUAUAUAUAUAUAUCUUUAGUAUAUAUUUAUUUCCCUUUCUUUUAAAUUCACCUCUUAAUCUUAGACUGUAGGUGACCUUGCCAGUGUAAAAACAAGAACAGUGAUACAUAACUGUUGAACCUUCUGAUAAUCAACAAAUACUCAAGCUUCAUAGAGUCGUGUUAAGUUGAGAAGUACCUUUAUCAUAGUACGUGUAGUCAACUUCAUUCUUUGGGAAUCUAGCCGAAGCAAGUGAUGAGUUGCCAUCUGAUUUUGCAUGAUGUACCUGAAAACACGGACUUGGGUAUUGAUAUGAAAUUUUGGAAGGUUGGGAGACAUUUCAAAGGUAUCAAGGACAUACCCUUAGGAGUCCACUCUGUCUACUACAGCGCCGUAAAUUCAGAUUGUAUGUCUGGUCAACGUAUUGGAUUUAUAGCGAAUUUCACUCAACCCGGUUUUAUUGUUAAAAGAUGGAGAAGAGAGGAAGAGGAUUUCAUUGAUAUUGAUUUAACUCAUGAUGAAAUAGAGCGUUUAUCUUCUAAUUUUGCCGAAGUCUCCAUGUAUUUAGGACAGUAUCCCAUGGAGUCGUACAGGGAUUGGGUUUCAUUAUCUAAUUUUAUAACGACACAUACGUUAAGUCGUCUUGUCCCACGUUGCGGCCGUCUGUAUUCAUGUCCACACUUUUUGUCUGUGCCUUCCAAUACAGAAGAUCGUCUAGCGAUUAAGAAAGCCAAUAGGGUUGAUUGCUCAAAAAAUAAAAACACAGAGGACCUACCAAAUUUGGAAAUCAUUCCUGGGACUGAAGUACGUUUUACUGUACUUCCGCGAAAACCGCUCUAUCCGCCCACUUCUUCUCCAGUCGAAAUCACCGCACAUUGUAUGGAUCAAAGUUAUACUCUCAAUGUUGUUUUAGAUCUAAUUACGUCUAACCUUACCUCACAGAAUACUACUGAUGCAGCCGAAAAUCCUGAGUCUACACGUGAACUGCUCGCUGAGUUUCAAUUUGCCUUCCUCAAUUUACUACUAAAUCAUUCAAUAGAAGGCUGGGAACAAUGGCGUCGAAUAUUUCAGUUACUUGCUAAUUGUGAAAAAGCAAUUAUUGACUAUCCACAAUUGUUUAUAGAUUUCAUUACUGUUGUUUACCACCAAUUAAAUAAUGCUAAUAAAUCAGAAGAAGUGGAAAGUAGUCAUUCGACUGCUGAAUUAUUAGAUCUUUUCUUUACCGAUUCAUCUAACUCAAGUACAAAUAAGUUAACUGAACCGGGUUUUCUCCCGACUAUGCUUGGACGCCUUUUGAAAAACAUCAAUUCAGUUUGUAAUUAUGAUAUUGGAAUGUUUCCAAAUGAUACAAGCAAUAAACUGAAAGACCUUCUUAACCGUGCUGAUGGUUUUGCUAGUAGUAUAAAACAACGAUUCAAAUGGGAUCUGAUCAGUUCAUUUUGUUCACCUGAAAAGCAUAUUGCAGAUACGACUGAAAUACCUGUUGAUGAAUUUGACUGGGAUGGAGAUGAAGCACCAGUUAUUGUACAGCUUUAAACUAAUCUGAAAUAAAAAUCUUUCGCUGUA
Messenger RNA from Trichobilharzia regenti, 2120 nucleotides. The record is from the annotation of a GenBank genome assembly. Lineage: Eukaryota; Metazoa; Platyhelminthes; Trematoda; Strigeidida; Schistosomatidae.